Messenger RNA from Talaromyces proteolyticus, 525 nucleotides. RefSeq lists its product as uncharacterized. The transcript has a single exon. The coding region runs from base 1 to 525 and encodes 174 amino acids. NCBI's taxonomy places the organism in Eukaryota, Fungi, Ascomycota, Eurotiomycetes, Eurotiales, Trichocomaceae. The record is from RefSeq and is a predicted model, not a curated record.
AUGGCAAUUAGAAAGGGACAAAAGAAGGCGCAGCGCAAAGUGACAACGGCGCUGAGAAGAAAAGGAAGCAAGGCGACGAAGAGGAAUAUCAUACCAUGGGAAACGCGUGAGAAGGAGGAGAUCGUCGCAUUCUGCGAAAAGCACCAUGCAAAAGGAUGGGAUGAGAUGUGUAGGCUCUGGCAAGCAGAGUACGGCAAACGACGGACGAGGGAAUCUUUGCGCGGAAAAUGGAAUUAUCUGACGGAGGGUGGUAAAGAACCGGGCGGUCACCGAGACGAUGACGCCGGCCUAGGUGCUUGUGUAGGAGCGGACCCAGCAGCCGCCCCGAAAGUAAUGCUUUCCAACGAGCCACCCCAACCUCUUUGCGACAGUAUUUACCGUCUACUUCAGAGCGGGCUUGCAAAUCAUGACCGGCGCCAGGAAAUGGCCCCGAGAGCUAAAAGCUAUGAAAAGCCCUAUGAGGGAAGACUCAUCAAGAUGCUAAGCAAAGGUGAGGCUCCGAAUCCGUUUGAUCAAUGCAUCUAA